This is a messenger RNA of Penicillium expansum, 213 nucleotides long. RefSeq lists its product as uncharacterized. The record is from RefSeq and is a predicted model, not a curated record. Bases 1 to 213 code for a protein of 70 amino acids. Lineage: Eukaryota; Fungi; Ascomycota; Eurotiomycetes; Eurotiales; Aspergillaceae. The transcript has a single exon.
AUGAGCUCUCCAGUACAAAUCACUCCUCAACCUCAGACCGGUGGCGUUGCUCGUCCAUCUGAGUCUACAUCUCCACAGACUCUCGACAUUGUCCGAUGUUCCCGCUGCCAACAAUCUCUCAGCCUAGGCCAAUCAGGCGGUAGCAUCGUUCAAUUCGGUAUGAACUCCUACUACUGCAGCCGCUGCGCAACCAAAGUCGGCUUCGGAGGGUGA